This is a messenger RNA of Helianthus annuus (common sunflower), 1871 nucleotides long. RefSeq names its product protein DETOXIFICATION 40. The coding region runs from base 95 to 1630 and encodes 511 amino acids. Gene Ontology annotation, biological process: xenobiotic detoxification by transmembrane export across the plasma membrane. The record is from RefSeq and is a predicted model, not a curated record. The transcript has 7 exons. Gene Ontology annotation, cellular component: membrane. Gene Ontology annotation, molecular function: xenobiotic transmembrane transporter activity; antiporter activity. Lineage: Eukaryota; Viridiplantae; Streptophyta; Magnoliopsida; Asterales; Asteraceae.
UAAGUAAAAAAAUAAAAGAGGUAAGACAAAACAUACAAAUCUUUAUUUUCCUAUAUACAAGUGAAAGCCAACCAUCUAUUUUUUUUUUUCAAAAAUGGACUCCCAAACAAAUGAAGCUAAUCAUCCUCUUUUAGAACCUGUUCAAGACUGCUCAAUUUCUGAUCAAUCUGCUGCCAGCCAUGGCGGUAGUGUGGAGCUGGAGAGGGUGCUUUCCGACACCGACACACCCUUGAUCAGGCGGCUUGCAUUGGCUUCCUGGAUCGAGCUCAAUCUAUUGUAUAAGCUGGCUGCACCCGCGGUGAUGGUUUACUUGAUCAACAAUGUCAUGUCACUCUCCACCAGAAUCUUUUCCGGCCAACUUGGAAACCUCGAACUUGCAGCCGCCUCCCUCGGCAACCAAGGGAUCCAACUCUUUGCUUAUGGCCUCAUGCUUGGAAUGGGUAGCGCGGUGGAGACGCUAUGCGGUCAAGCAUUUGGGGCACAAAAACAUGACAUGUUAGGAGUAUACCUUCAAAGAUCCGCAAUUGUUCUCUUAGUAACAGCCAUCCCAAUCACUAUAAUUUACGUAUAUUCUAAACCAAUUUUAAUUUCACUCGGUCAAUCGCCACCAAUGGCAUCAGCUGUAGCACUAUAUGUCUACGGUCUCAUUCCUCAAGUAUUCGCUUAUGCCAUCAACUUUCCUAUACAAAAGUUCCUUCAAGCUCAAAGUAUCGUGGCUCCAAGUGCUUAUAUAUCUGCUGGAACCCUAGUUGUGCACUUGGUACUCUCUUGGAUCAUGGUCUACAAGUUAGGGCUGGGCUUGCUAGGGGCUUCUUUGACCCUAAGUUUGUCAUGGUGGAUUAUAGUGGUUGGUCAGUUUGUUUACAUCUUGAUGAGCCAUAGAUGCAAGGAUACAUGGACCGGGCUCAGCCGGAAGGCGUUCGGUGGGCUCUGGGAGUUUGUAAAAUUGUCGAGUGGGUCGGCAGUGAUGUUAUGUUUGGAGACAUGGUAUUUUCAGAUCUUGGUGUUGAUUGCAGGGUUGCUUGAGAACCCUGAGCUAGCAUUGGAUGCACUUUCGGUUUGCUUGGGUGUCAAUAGUUUGUUGUUCAUGGUCUCAGUUGGAUUCAAUGCAGCUGCUAGUGUUAGGGUUGGAAACGAGCUUGGAGCAGGAAACCCUAGAGCCGCAGCCUUUUCGGUGUUAACAGUUACUACAGUCUCAUUUCUCAUUGCCUUAGUCGAAGCGAUGAUUGUUUUGUCAUUGCGACAUGUUAUUAGCUAUGCGUUCACUGGUGGUGAAACCGUUGCACAUGCAGUCUCUGAUCUUUGCCCACUAUUGGCCAUCACCAUCAUUCUUAAUGGCAUACAACCCGUUUUAUCAGGUGUGGCUGUCGGGUGUGGAUGGCAAGCUUAUGUGGCAUACGUGAACAUUGGGUGCUAUUACAUUGUAGGCAUCCCCCUUGGGCUCCUUCUCGGCUUCCAUUUCAACUUCGGAGUUAAGGGAAUAUGGUCGGGAAUGAUCGGAGGAACUGGGAUGCAAACCUUCAUUUUACUAUGGUCAACAUUUCGUACAGACUGGAAUAAAGAGGUGGAAAAAACUAACAAACGUUUGGAUAAAUGGGAAGCAAAGGAAGAAACCCUUUUGAAGGAAUGAAAAGAAGUCAAAGUCUGUAUCCCGAUUAGUCAAUGGACCGGAACAUUUGGAUUAGGAUACAAUCACUCAUGCGCAUCAAUGACUGAUUCAUAUUUAAUUUGUAUUUUGUGUGAUAAUGUUUCUAAUAAUCAUGAGAAAUGACCGAAUAUGCCACUUGAGUUGGUAAAAGAUAAUGAAAAAAAGCACAUAUGACUACAGAAUAGUUGGGGAUAAAUGGUAUACCGUUAAGUUUUCAAAACUA